This is a messenger RNA of Oppiella nova, 840 nucleotides long. Lineage: Eukaryota; Metazoa; Arthropoda; Arachnida; Sarcoptiformes; Oppiidae. The record is from the annotation of a GenBank genome assembly.
AUGUCGAAGAAUGACAAGAUUGAGACUCAAGAGGAAUAUUCGAAAGACUCUUUUGAUAGAUAUGGCGAUGACUUUGGCAGCGAUUGAGAGAUAUAUGCAGAGAAAGCCUUCAAAGCUAUCGAUUUGAUUGCAUUGGAAUCGGUGGUCACAAAGUGUCCAAACAUUACAUCCAUUGAUAUUCAGAUCUAUUCAGAAGAGACGCAAAGAGUCCCACAAUUGACCGCAAUAUCAGUGCAACCAUCGGGUUAUGAAGUGUUGAGAUCUCACCCAAAGUCGCUGACAAAACUCACACAACUGUUCGCUACAAGCCCGUUGAGUAUGUUGUCGUCAGUGAUUGUCACCGAAAACAAUGAGAUAUUAGUCAAGAAUUUGACAGAAAUUGACUUUUAUAAUAGGGAUUAUAGAUUGCAACGAUUGCCAGCAUUUGUUGAUUACUAUAAGAAUCGCUUAAAGUCUUUAAAACUUGCUAUGGUUUACACUAAGACGGAUGAAUGCAUGCCUGUACUGAAACUCAUACCACAAUUGAGAGCAUUGCGUGAACUAAGUCUUGAAUUUAAUCCCGCUUACGAGGAGUUCGUUGAGUCUAUCGUUGACUAUCACUGCACAGAGUUUGUCAAUCAAUUACCACAACUCAAGAGAUAUCAGUUGCGUAUGUAUUGUAAAAGUAGUGCACAAUUGGAAAGAUUGUAUGAAUCGGUGGGUCGUAUGAAAGGCUUACGACGAUCACAAAUGGGAAAAAUGAAAGCCUUUUCUCUGACCACUUCCUCGUCAGUGAAGAAAGUGUUGGGAAAGAAAGAUAUCGAGAAACAGAAGAAGAUCGCCGAAGAAGAGGCGGCCGCU